ACGCGUUUGCUAUCUUUGUCAUUGAAGUUUGAAUUUCAAGAUAUUAUUUUGAUUGAAGUGUAUCAAGAUUCAUAAACAGGAGAGUGAAAAUGACUAGGCUGGCUGUGCUUACCAUUGCUUUCCUUGCAACUAUUAAAUCUGGUCUAGCCAACGAAUCGUGCCCUUUCGAUGAACAGGCGGUAGACGACACUGGCCGACGUUGCACCAGAGAGGCAGCGUGCACUGGUGAAAGCGAUAAAGCAGAUUGCAAAGGCAAGCGCCGGUGUAGAUGUGACGAUAUAUGCGGAUUCAUAUGUAUUAAAGUAUUUCAGGAUAAUUAUUGCAAUGAAGACGACUUACCACCAUCAACAAUAGGGUUGACGUACGAGCUGAGUAGAGAUCCUAUUCGGUUUGGUACAACGGCGACAUAUAGUUGUGGUAUCGGAUAUGAAAUGUCUAAUUCAUCCCUGAACGUUCGCAUUUGUCGAGGUGAUGGGAGGUGGAGUGGCCAGACACCAACAUGUUUAACGAGCAUUGCCUGCACAGCGCCUGCAAAAGUGCAACGAGCAAUGCAUAAUGGCCGAGAUGAAAAUGGAAACGAUAGACAAUUGUAUGCAGUUGGUGAAAAAUUAAAAUACUCCUGCAAUGCUGGUUAUUACCCAAUUGGUAGUGGUUUUAUCUACUGCCAGAAGACUGAAUCCGAUAACGCGGCAUGGAGUGAUCUUGAUCCAAACUUUGAGUGCAGACCUAAAAGCUGUGGAUCACCAGGAACAAUAAGCAAUGGGUAUCGAGUUGGCAAUGUUUUCUCUUUUUCGAAAGAAGUUACAUUUCACUGUAACGAAGGCUAUAGAAUUCAGGGAAGAAGUUAUCGUGUGUGUCAAGCAGAUGGAGAAUGGAGUGGAUUUACUCCUGUCUGUAUACCUGUAUUAUGCCCAUCUUUGACGGAUCCAGAAAAUGGAGAAGUCUUCGGUAUGGAUUACACAUUUGGGGAAAGAGUAAAACUAGAUUGUGAUGUCGGGUUUGUUGUCCCAGCAACCGAUGGCUUAAGGUCAGUUUAUACCUACUGCCAAGCAAAUGGACAAUGGGAUAAGUCAGUACAAUGUGAAGCUGUCAAUUGCGGUGAUCCAGGUGAACCUCGGAAUGGUAACCGUAACGGUGAUAACUUUGGGUAUAACGGGUAUAUUUUGUUUUCUUGCGAUGCUGAUUAUCAGUUGGUUGGUGAAAAAUCGAUUUAUUGUCAAGAAAACAACAAAUGGUCUGCUGAACGUCCAUCAUGUUUCGCUGAAUGUGUAUUACCCGAAGUUCCCAUGCACUUAGAAGUUCCACCUGAAUACAAUCCAGGGGAACGUGUCAUUUUCGGCACCAGAUACGAUAUUAGUUGUGAAAAAGGCUACACUUUGAAUUCUGACAAUGGCAUAUGGGAAUGCAUUGGAGGCGAAAUGUCAUUUGAUCCUGUUUGUAAUGAAAAUUCAUGUCCUCCGCCAGCUAAUAUCAAAGAUGGAUAUAUAACCUAUUCAUCAAAAUCGGUAUCUGGAUUGUAUAUACCAUUUACAAUUGCAACAUAUAACUGCAAUGAUGGUUUCAAGCUAAGUAGAAGUGGAAAAAGUUCUCGCAGAUGCAGAGAGGGAAAAUUCAAGGCAUCAGCUCCAACAUGCACAGAAACAAUCUGUACCAUCCCAACUGUCCACCACAGCAACAAUGAUGCAAGUAAUGUUAUCUUGAAACAUGGUCAAUCGGUGACUUACACAUGUAAUGACGGUUACUACUCUGAAGAUGUCUUACAACUGACAUGUGAGAAUGAGCGCUUUACUCAUGAUCCUCCUGUAUGCCGAGAAUCACCAUGUCCUGGAAUUUCAUCGGACCAUUUACAAGUAGAGUACGACAAUCCAGCCACUACUACAGUAAACGGUUUACAUGUAUAUGAAGCAGGCACCAUAGCAACGAUCCUAUGUGAUUCAAGCAAUAUUUACUACCCUAGUGAGCCAGAGGCAACAUGCCAGUUAGGUCAAUUUAAGCCACAAGUUACCUGUAAAAAAUACGCAACCUGUCUUAGUGAGGAAGUCACACAUGCCACGGUAUCAUAUAAGGAUGAAACAGUCAAUAAUUACAUUCCUGAAGAUGGACAUGUCCGCCAAGGAGUAACAAGAGCUGUGCAAUGUACCAACCCAUAUAAAAUCAAGGGAAAAUCUAAAAGUGUGUGUACAAAUAGUGGACAAUGGUCAGAAAAUAUACCAUCAUGUGAAAAGCAGAACGAAUUUGAUAGUAAGAAUUUGUGCAAACUGCACACAAAUCCAGAUAGUGGAUGGUUCAGCUACUCAGAUAGCUUGAAACCUGGAAGUAAGAUUCGUCUCGGUUGCUUUGGAUUACCAUACAUACAAACAAUACCAGGUUUUGAACGCACGUGUGUUAGAGACACUAAUCCUGGAAGCGAACUAAACUACAAAUGGUCUCCGGAUAUAUCAGAGUUACCGCAAUGCAUUCUUGAUACAGACUCUGAAUGUAGAUCUGAGGUUGUCCGUGGUGGAUCCCAGUCGUUUAAGGCAUCAUCAUUAAGCUCUAAAAACAGGCCGACACACGGUCGCUUGUAUGCGAGGGAUGGAGCAUGGAUACCUAAAAAUCAAGAGGUUGGACAGUGGCUGGAAGUAGAUCUUGAUCAUUCAAUGGAUGUGUAUGGAGUGAGGACACAGGGUAAUUACGGGAAAAAAUCCUGGGUUACCCUUUAUAAAGUGGCAUACAGGGAGAAAGACGAAUCCCCGGAAUCGUUUGUCAACAAUGAAAACGAAGAAGAAGCGGUGAGUAUUUUCCUCCUUUUAUCUAGAAAAACGUUUAUCGUACUUAAUUAUGUGAUUCUCCUCUUCUACAUCGCAGAGCUGGAGCCGAGAACCUGUUCAACACUAAACAGCUAA
Messenger RNA from Anneissia japonica, 2885 nucleotides. RefSeq names its product sushi, von Willebrand factor type A, EGF and pentraxin domain-containing protein 1-like. Lineage: Eukaryota; Metazoa; Echinodermata; Crinoidea; Comatulida; Comatulidae. The transcript has 14 exons. Bases 90 to 2885 code for a protein of 931 amino acids. The record is from RefSeq and is a predicted model, not a curated record.